This is a messenger RNA of Staurois parvus, 409 nucleotides long. Lineage: Eukaryota; Metazoa; Chordata; Amphibia; Anura; Ranidae. The record is from the annotation of a GenBank genome assembly.
AUGCAGACUGCUUCUACAAACAUUUGUGAAAGACUGUGCAAUAAGUCCAUCUGUGACAUUUCCUUGCUACUAAAUAUUCCACGGUCAACUGUUAGUAGUAUUAUAACAAAGUGGAAGCAACUGGGAACAACAGAAACUCAACCAUGAAAGUGGAAGGCCACGUAAAAUGACAGAGCGGGGUCAGCCCAUGCUGAAGCUCACAGUGCGCAGAAGUCACCAACUGUCUGCAGAGUCAAUAGCUAAGGAACUCCAAACUUCUUGUGGCCUUCAGAUUAGCACAACAACAGUGCAUAGAGAGCUUCAUGGAAUGGGUUUCCAUGGCCGAGCAGCUGCAUCUAAGCCUUACAUCACCAAGUGCAAUACAAAGCGUUGGAUGCAGUGGUGUAAAGCACGUUGCCACUGGACUCUA